UAUGGCUAACUGAAUGGAGAUAUGAACAUUUUCAGUGCAUUGUCAUUUGUCAGUGGUUGACAGAAAGCGAAAACAAAUACAAGAUUGUACUGGUUUGUUUGUAUGGUUACAGCGAGUUUGAUGUGAUAUUUAUCUUCAAUUGCACAUGUUUUACUCACUAACCAUUUAAAUGUUUCAGUGAUAAGUUAAUAUCGAAAUUAUCCCUUUCCCUAUUGUACAGCUCACUGCUGUCAAGGUCUGAUUAAAGCUGUCACCAUUUAAGACAGUGAAAUGUGGCAUGAAAGUAUUAUUACUUAAACAAGUUUGAACAUGAAUCUAACAAAACAUUUUGUAGUUCUCGGGAGCAUUAUAUUUGGUUUUAUUGACAUCAGCUGGUGCGCGUGUGGCAGCACUGUGUAUGUGCCACCCAAUGGAGUCAUUUACAGCCCCAAGUACCCAAGAACUUAUGAUAACAAUACCAACUGCAUGUGGCACAUCAACUCACGAGAACCCAGAGCUACAAUAGUGCUCAGCAUUGAAGACCUUGAUAUAGAGCCUGAUGACUCAGAAUUAUGCCAGUACCCGAGGUCACGGCCCUGCUGCAAACACAACUGGCUAUCGCUGCCCUUGUCUGGGUCUGGGAAGGUGAAGACACAACAGCUAUGUGGAAGUCGGCUCCCUUCCAAGCCCAUCCUGGUGCGAGCCGCAGAGGUUGCAGUUAAACUGCAUAUCUCUCGUGUGGACAAGGGAGGCAGAGGGUUCCAACUGGCGUACAGGCUAGUGAAGCAAGAGGACUGUUUGUUGGCUGGAAUGGUGCCAUGUGGGCCUCGUGCUGACGCGGGUUGCUAUCACAACCUGACGCAACGCUGUGAUGGCGUGCGGGACUGCGCAAACAGUGCCGAUGAGGCCUCGUGUACAGUGUGCCAGGUCAGCUGUGCCGGUGGUGGUUGCUACUCUUUGACACAGAAGUGCGAUGGAAAACCUGACUGCCAAGACUAUUCCGAUGAAGCUGACUGUGGUUUCUGUGAGAAAGGAAAGGCCCUGUGUUCUACAGCCACACACCACUGCUUUGACCCUUCCACAGAACGGUGUGACGGCAGGUUUGAUUGUCCUUGGGGUGAAGAUGAGGUGGGAUGUGUGCCUGGGUGCGAGAACAAGAUCGCCUGCUCCAGCGGAGAAGGUUGUUACUUACCCUCACAACGAUGUGACACACUGUCCGACUGUCUGGACUCUUCCGAUGAGAAUUUGUGUCCCCACGAGCUUUGUGCUAUGAUGCAUGAUAGGCGACAAUGUCACAACGGCCACUGCUUGCCUGCUACACUUUGGUGUGACGGCACUGACGAUUGUGGUGACAACAGUGAUGAACAAGCUUGCCUUAAGAACUCCAUGAUUGCUCUUGCGAUAAUGGGCUGCCUGUUUUGUGGCCUACUGCUGGUGGUGGCUGUCGGUUGUGCCUUCCGUAUCUACGGUCAACGGUACUCCCUUUCGCCCUCCAACUACCACCUCCACAUCUCACCUCAUCUUGCCUCCAGGUUCAGGAUGUCCACGUCAGUUUCACUCCCAACGUUGGUGGACGAUGACUACUUUCACAGAGAACCACCACCAGCGUACUCGGUUGCUGUCGGUGAGAGCGAGGCCAAUUUGCAGAGUAUGCCAGCUGGUAGACCCAGGCGGUUGCGGAGACAGCGGCUCAGGCCCGUCCCACCCCCACAGGUGGUGUUGAAGCCUCCAGAUUCUCCGCAGUGUGAGGCCAGUUCCUCCCAGAGUUCCCCCAGCCGUGGGAGUAUCACAUCCUCCUACCUCUCUGGAACUGAUGACACCCUGCUGCUUAGUUCGUAGCAGAAACACUUCUAGUCUUAUCUUAAAUUUGGUUCAAGGCACUUGGCGUUAUCGUUGGUACAGUAGAGUCACCACGGACAUAAGCACAGACAUGAUAACAGCAAGUUUCCAAAUGUAUAGGCUUUAAGCUGUAUUGACUCUAGUUUGACUGUGGAAAAGAAACAGGUUUUUGAAAUCUAUUGCAAUUAAUUUCGUACAUCAACUGUUUUUGUUCAUAAAUAUGCCCACAAGACCCGCAGCAUGAGCCAACAUUUUUUUUUUAUAAACUUCAAUUUUAAUUUUCUCAAGAACCAUUUAACAGGAUAAGCACUGUGUGCAUAAUAUUUUCCAACAAUAACUAAAAAUAAAAUACCACGAAUUUUAUAAUUGGUACAAUACCAUUUUCUAAUCUUAAAGAGAAUAAUCAGUGAUCAUGAUCAUCUUCUUGAUAUCAUGGUCUCUAUCAAAUUAUUCGCUUCCCCCCCCCAUCAUUAAUAAUAAAAUGAUGCACAGUUUGGAUAAGUGAGAUCUGUUGUAAGUAGAAUUAUCUCUCCAGGUAACAGUUGCUGUAAUGAGCACUAAUAUUGGCAAUAAUUUUUUGAAAUUAAUUUCCAAUCUUUUAAAAUUACUUAACUUUGAUAUAAGUGAAAUUAAUUAAUUUAAUUUCCUCAAGGAUAAUAAAUUAUUUCAUCUAUAAAAUUAGUGUUUUGAUAUAUGUUAAAAGUAAGUCUAUUAAUUUAUGUUAUAGCAAAAUCGCAAAGUAGCCCUUAUUUUUAUUUAUACCUGAACAAAUUAAAGUAAUUGUGAUUGACUAAAUCUAAUACUUAUGUCUCUUAAUGCAGAGAUUAGCUUCCCUUGUGUUUCUGUAAAUUUAGCAAAAGUACCUCUAAAGUAUUAUUUCAACAGGAAUUGUAAAUUUUGUACUCAUUUUGUUGUGUAAUUUUUCCUCCCUUUUCAAUAAAAGAAACAGUUUUAAGAAAACUGUUAUGCAUCAGAAAACCCAUUUGUGUAACUUUAAAAUUAUGGUACAGAAAAAUAAAAUUCCUCCUCAGUACCACCUCACUUUUAAAAACAUUUCCAAUUUUCUCAAACGCUUACUGUUGAAAUACUAGCUCCUAGAAUGUGAAGCAACAAAUUAAUCAAGUGAAUUGUUGUAAUGAUUAACGAGUUGAAUCCUGCUACCAGGCGAUUGCUGGGGUACUUUCCCUUGUCUAUUAGGCGUUGUAGUUAAUAAAAUAGCUAACAUGUUUUAACAAUAAAAAUAAAUAAAGGCGUAGCAUCUAAAUAAUCUGUGUAAGUGGGGACUCUUCUGUUCACUCUAGUGACAUAAAGCCAUCUGCAAUUGGCUGCAGUUUUUGUUUGCCCUGAUUUAAAGUAACCUAACUAACGCCAUGCCAGCUCCAAGUAAAUACUAUUAUUCAACGUGAUAUUAAAUUGCUUAAAUAAAUAGUUUUUUCAUAUAAGCUUCGGUGUUCUUCAAGACUUUCAUUAGAGUUUUGCUCGUAAGGGAGUGAACCCUUCCUUAUCAUGCUGUCUUUCUAUUUUUCAAAGUCUUAUAGUGUGUAUAAUUUUUUACCAAGUAAACUAGUGCAUAUCGCAUUUUUCAAAUGCGUAUCUUGUAUGUAGGCAAGUUAAUGCCACUAUGCUUACAGUAAUAUUGUUUUGUAAUAAUAAGAUUGUACAUAUAUAUAUUUUGUUUGAGUAGGUUGUGUCUAUUGGAAAGUAGUGUUGAGAUCUGAUAAGCGGUAUAUGAUUUUAAAUGUGUAUUGUGUAUGAUACAAAAUGGAGAUGUGUAUAAAAUAUCUUUGACAUAAAAUGUAUAUUCGGUUACUGAA
Homalodisca vitripennis (glassy-winged sharpshooter) is the source of this 3632-nucleotide messenger RNA. Its product is annotated as low-density lipoprotein receptor-related protein 3-like. Gene Ontology annotation, molecular function: protein binding. The transcript is spliced from 10 exons. The record is from RefSeq and is a predicted model, not a curated record. Bases 310 to 1818 code for a protein of 502 amino acids. Gene Ontology annotation, cellular component: plasma membrane. NCBI's taxonomy places the organism in Eukaryota, Metazoa, Arthropoda, Insecta, Hemiptera, Cicadellidae.